AUGGAAGAUAAUAAGCUGACUCAAGAAAUGAAUACCCAAAUUCUUAAUGACGAAAAAAAUUCAAAGAAAAAAAAUAAGAAUAAGAAAAAGCGUAGCGGAGAUGGAGACCAUCGAGCACCGGCCGUGGAAGGUACGGUUGCGCUCCCUAAUUCUACCGAUUUGCAGCAAAAUAUUUAUGUAAAAGAUCUUAAAAUGGCUAUGGAAGUAUUAAAUUUGCAACAAAAACCUGCUAAAACAACUGAGGAAGCUUUACAUAAAUCAUAUCAGUUUUGGUCUACACAACCAGUUCCUAAAAUGGAUGAAAAAAUUCUUUCUAAUGAACCUAUUGAGGGUCCUAAAUCUACCGAGGAAAUAAGACAGGAUCCUUACACACUACCAGAUGGAUUUCAAUGGGACACUUUAAAUUUAAAUGAACCCUUGGUGUUAAAAGAACUCUACACAUUACUGAAUGAAAAUUAUGUAGAAGAUGAUGAUUGUAUGUUCCGUUUUGAUUACCAAACUGAGUUUUUAAAGUGGGCUUUACAGCCUCCUGGUUGGAAAAUGGAUUGGCAUUGUGGUGUACGUGUUGUAAAAUCAGGCCGCUUAGUUGGUUUUAUUUCAGCAAUUCCAGCUCAACUAAGAAUUUAUGAUAAAGUCCAAACAGUUGUAGAAAUAAACUUUCUGUGUGUUCAUAAAAAGCUUCGUGCUAAAAGAGUAGCACCUGUGCUUAUAAGGGAGAUAACCCGCAGAGUUAAUUUAGAAGGUAUCUUUCAAGGCGUAUACACAGCUGGAAUUGUUUUACCAAAACCCAUAGGAACAUGCAGGUAUUGGCAUAGGUCCUUGAACCCAAAGAAGUUAAUUGAUAUAAAAUUUAGCCACCUUUCAAGAAAUAUGACUAUGCAAAGAACCCUUAAACUUUUUAAAUUACCAGAUUUACCUAAGACACCAGGUUUUCGUAAAAUGGAACCCAAAGACAGUGACAAAGUUGUAAAACUAUUAAAUGAUUAUUUGCAAAAAUUUGACCUGGUGCCAAUAUUUACUGAAAAUGAUUUCAAGCAUUGGUUUACUCCCAUAGCUGGUAUAGUAGAUAGUUUUGUUGUGGAGGCACAAGAUGGUUCAAUUACUGAUUUUGUUAGUUACUAUACUCUCCCAUCCACUGUGGUCUAUCACCCUGUACACAAAACACUGAAAGCUGCAUAUUCAUUUUACAAUGUAUCUACGGUGACGCCAUGGAUUGAUUUAAUGCUUGAUGGUCUAAUCACUGCCAAGAAUUUAGGUUUUGAUGUAUUUAAUGCAUUGGACCUGAUGGAUAAUAAGGAAUUCUUGGAACCUCUGAAAUUCGGUAUUGGUGAUGGAAAUUUGCAAUACUAUUUGUAUAACUGGAGAUGCCCUAGUUUAGGACCUAAUAAAAUUGGUUUGGUCUUGCAAUAA
Pieris macdunnoughi is the source of this 1410-nucleotide messenger RNA. NCBI's taxonomy places the organism in Eukaryota, Metazoa, Arthropoda, Insecta, Lepidoptera, Pieridae. The record is from the annotation of a GenBank genome assembly.